Molecule: messenger RNA, 10409 nt
Organism: Gigantopelta aegis
Lineage: Eukaryota; Metazoa; Mollusca; Gastropoda; Neomphalida; Peltospiridae
Product: SLIT-ROBO Rho GTPase-activating protein 1-like
Exons: 22
Coding region: 578-3892 (1104 amino acids)
Biological process (GO): signal transduction; negative regulation of cell migration
Cellular component (GO): cytoplasm
Molecular function (GO): protein binding
Source: RefSeq, a predicted model, not a curated record
CUCCGUGUUUUCAUUGUUGCGCCCAACUGCCCUGUGUUCAGUGACCCCCGACCGACCACUCAACCACGGUGACUCGGAUCUGUUAGUUAUUGAUUUUCACGUUGUCAGCCUACUGCUGUCCUUUAGUGCGCUGCUUUCUUCAUCUGACUUGGUCGACCGUCAUGGAGUUCUCCUUACCAAUGGUGAUCAUCACAGGGCUGCUCUCCCAUCUCUGAAACAUGUUUCUGUCUACUUCUUCACUCUCCGCUGACCUUUCAAAUCUCAGGUCAAGGGUUGCUGUGUGCGAUUUGGCAGAGUUUGAUGUCUGCUAAUCUGUGCUCGUUUUAUGUUCUGCAAGUUUCUUCACCAUUUGGCCGUGUGAAUUCAAGUACUAUGGGUGUCUUGUUUUACACAUUCAGCAUGCAGCAGUUGUGAGCGUUUUCGCUUCAUCGGACAUUGGAUACACUGUUAACUGUUUGAAAACUCAUGUAUUUGUUAACUCUGUUCACUGACAAGUGAAGUGAUGUUUACUAUAGACUGCUAGAGGUGUGCAAUGGGAUGACGUUGUAGUCGUCACACACGUGCCCGCUGGCAUACAAUGCCGCCCCGGAAUCGCUACUCGUCUCUGUUAGCCUGCACCAGACCCGUUGACGACUUCCUCUCCGAAGUGCCGCACAUCUUUGAUAUCCGUGCUCAGCUUGGUGACCAGUUAAAAUGUUUGGACAACAAGUUGGAAAUCCAGGUUGCGAUCGUAGCGGAGCUGCAGGAGUUCUUCAAACGGAGGGCCGAGGUGGAACUGGAGUACUCGAAGAACCUCGACAAACUUGUCAAACAGAUGAUCUCCCGCCAUAGAGCGGAAAAACAAACGCGGCAGGAGCAAUGGGCGACAUUCUCCACGUUCGCCUGCUGGAAGCUUCUGCUUGGCAUCACACGCAAACAAAGUCAGGACCACUCAACGAUCAGCGAGAUCUACGCAAACACAAUGGUGCAGAGACUCUCCGAGACCAUGGACAACUCACAGAGAAUAUUCAGAAAGUGUCGAGACAUUGGUGCCGAAUCACAUGAAGAUAUGCUGAAAGUGCUCAAUGAACUUCAAAGUGCAAUGAAGACGUACCAUGCGUACCAGUCUGAAAGCAAGCAAGCCGAAACCAAACUGCGCAGUGUGGAGGGUCAGAAACUUAAAGUGGAGCAGCAGUUGUCAGGGAAAAACCUCACGAGCAGCCGCAAACUGAAACGACUUGAGAGAGAGGCCGAGAAGCGGCAGGCCAAGUACUCUGGGAACAAGCUGAAGGCCCUGAAGGCGCGCAACGACUACCUGCUGUGUAUCGAGGCGGCCAACGCAGCCAUCACCAAGUACUUCUCAGACGACACCUCGGACCUCAUGGACUGCAUGGACUUCGGCUACCACAACUCGGUGGGUCAGACGAUGAUGAUGUACCUGUCCAUACACGAACACCUCAAACAGACGUACCAGUCGGCCAUCGAAUCGAUCAACAAGAAUGUGUCUGACCUCGACUCGCGCGUUGACAAACAGAAGUUCAUGGAACUCAACAACUCCGUGUUUAUGCUUCCAAAGAAGUUUGAGUUCCAGCCUUUCAAAGGAGAUGAGGACGUUGUCGACAUUCAGUCAGUUCGACAGAUCAGCGCCCAGAAGCCUGUUCAAGAUGACCUGGUUCAGCGCUAUCAGAGUAUCGGAGAGAGACUUGGCACACUCAAGGUGGAAAACGAUGAGAUCUGGAAGACCCUAGAAACGACGGAGAAGACGCUGGUUGACAUGAUCCAGGUGAAGGACUAUGACGUGAGCAAGUACUUCCAGGACGAGAACCCCGUACCCAAGUCUCCACACGAGGCAGCCAAACAGCGCUCAGACCGGCUGGAGACAGAGUCCUACUACCUGACAAAAUUCCGCGAGUACACUCUCAGCUGUAACAGACUGGCCCGCCUGCAGGCCAAACACGGUGCAAUACAGAAGGCUCUCGGAGAAAACGGGCUGUCAUCAUCAGGACCGGCUACAAGACCGCCAUCUUUGCCCCCAAAACCGAAGAAAAGACGGAUUGGUCGGACGCCUCCGGUGGGACAACCGAAACUGUUUGGAGGGAGCCUGGAAGAGUACAUAGAGGCAUCAGGUCAAGAAAUUCCUCAGAUUAUCCGGAGUUGUGUUAGGAUUAUAAAUCUGUAUGGUAUGCAUCAUCAAGGUAUUUUCCGAGUGUCGGGCUCUCAGCUCGAGAUCAUCCAGUUCAAAGCGUCGUUUGAAGCAGGAGAUGAUCCACUGAUGGAUGUGAUUGAUGCUAGUGAUAUAAAUUCAGUUGCUGGAGUCCUUAAGCUGUAUUUUAGGGAGUUGCGAGAACCCCUUUUUCCCCUUCAUCUGUUUGAUGAACUAGUAGCAUGCACAAGGGAAGACGACACAAACCGGAGGGUGGACAAGAUUCGAGACCUGUUGAUGACGUUGCCAAGGCCGACGCUUAUUGUGAUGAGAUAUCUGUUUGCAUUCCUCAAUCACCUGUCUGAGUACAGUGAUGAGAACAUGAUGGAUCCCUACAACCUGGCUAUCUGCUUCGGUCCGACGCUCCUUCCCAUCCCACCGGACCGCGACCAGGUCUCGUACCAAGCCAGCACCAACGAGAUCAUCAAAACAAUCAUCACAAACCAUGAGGCCAUAUUCCCCAACGAUGGUGGGGAGGUCUAUGAGAAAUGUAUUCUAGAAAGCAGGGACACCAUGACAGACCAUGAUGGAGAUGAUACCAGCUCAAUACCAAGUGAUGAGGAAGGUUCUAUGUUUGAACCAGAUUUAAUAGAAGCUACAGCACUAUACGAUUUUGAGGGUCGCACAGAUCGGGAACUGUCAUUCAAGAAGGGGGAGCAGUUGAUUAUCUACCAGCGAGCGUCUGAUGACUGGUGGGAGGGGUGUUGUCACGGCCGGGAGGGGUUAAUACCCGACAAAUACGUCUUUAUCAAAGCAGGUCUGCUUGAUGAGCAGAAGAGUCACAGUAGUGAGGAGGACAAGAUGAGCUCAACUCAUUCUCUGCCGACAAAGCCGCCAGUUGUGCGGCAGCUGAGCGAGGAGUCGACGCACAACGACUCAAAGGACUCGAGCGAGAAGGCGGUGACGACUCAGCCGCAUAUAGUGAUCCGUGAGACGGACAUCAUCAACGUGGAGCCGGAGACUUCGCCACCGUCCACCCCCCACACCGACAUCGGCACGUCGCAGGAGACCAGUCUGUCGAGCGUCGCAAACACUGACAUCGACUCGCCCGAGGAGAAGGACUUAAAGCGGCAACUGUCAUCCUCCGAGUCGGUGGCUGACGACAUCUCCGACAUUGACAACGCGCUGGAAGAGGUGAUGCUGGGGCUCAAGUCGCUCGAGAUGCAGCAGAAGUCAGCCAAGCGGAUGAGUCUGCCCGUGGUGAAGGCAAAGCAGACCCCGAAACACACCCCAGACCUGGUUCUGGACCUGCCAGCGGAGAGCGCGACAUCGCCGUCCUCCCAGGACAGCAAUGAGCCGGAUAGUCCGACAAUCAGCGCAGCCGAGACGUUUGCCAAGUCCAACCAGGGCACACUGAAGAAGGCCAACUCCAUGCCCAGGAACAUAUCCGUCAGGGUGGGCGGCGGGGGUGGGAGUGACGCGAAUCACCCACCCCCAGACGGUUCAGCCGAGUCUGUGCCCUUGUCGUCCUUCUCGUCCUCCAUCAUGAGGCGCAGUCUCAACAGUUCACAGGUGAUGAAGUCCGCGAUACAGCCGAGCGGAGUCCGGGCUGCGUCCCCCGGAACUGUUGGCCCCAGUCCCCCUCCCGUUGCCGAGAAACCAAAACCAUUAAUAAAAGCUAAGCCACCUGUGAUGAAAAAACCGAUGCGACCAGAACCAGCUCAAGACCCAACGACGAUGACGACAACAACAACAACAGUACUCAAAUAAUAUUAACUCUUCCUCCCCUCUCCCUCAGCUAAUACAAACACUGUUGGCUGAAUUUAUGAAGCUUGUUUUUCUUAAAUGCAGGUGUUUGAGCAUAGCAGAUGAAUGGAGUUACACGUGUGAAAAAUAAAAACAGACUUUGUAAAUUCGGCCCUUAUGUCUUGCCGGUACAGUGAAAUUCCUAUAAACUGUUAUGAUAAACUAGAAAGUAUCAACAACUCAUCUUAUCUAUAGAAUCGUAGCCUUCUUGCCAAAAACGUAUUAAAAGUGACUUUGGUGGAAUGUAUAUUUCAGUAAGAAAAUGUACUGUUGAUGUUGACUUUCAUUCUUGCACCACGCUGGGGGGUCUACCGCCGAUAUACCUAGCCGAGAUGUUUUUACUGUACUGGGGUUUUCUGGGGCUGUAUAAUGUUCUUUUCAUCCCUGUAUUUAAUAGAAGACAAUUGUACUAGACAGAUUAGUAAUGGGGUUGGAUGUUUUCAUUGAGUGGUGAUCUGGUGUUAGACCUACCAAGAGGACAGUUUACAGGAAUUUCACUGGGAGGAACAUACAUGUAUUACGGAGUGCAGACCCAUCAGUGCUAAGUUAUUUCUGUGCAUGACGACCUGAUUUGACUUUCAUUUUUAGCAAUUGCAGAGACUUUCUUAUUCUGGUGCUUAGAGUAGCGAACACUCAUGUUAUGUUGCUGUAUUCUGUUGCAUACACGGAGAUUGUUCAGCAAUACACAAACACAAUUUGUCUUUAAUCAGUGGAAAUGUUAACUGUUUUCAGUUCAUGAUGAGAAUUCUAACCUGGUACGUGCAUGCAAUCCUAACCACGGGUCCUGCUGUAUUAUGAGAAUUCUAACCUGGUACGUGCAUUCAAUCCUAACCACGGGUCCUGCUGUAUUAUGAGAAUUCUAACCUGGUACGUGCAUUCAAUCCUAACCACGGGUCCUGCUGUAUUAUGAGAAUUCUAACCUGGUACGUGCAUUCAAUCCUAACCACGGGUCCUGCUGUAUUAUGCAGGCAGUCACCGGCCUUGUUAUUCAAGAUGCUACACAGUGGUACAUAAUACAUUGGGUUAAUUAAGCAGCCACUUGUCCUGAGAUGGCCUUUCUAGUCUUUUCAAAGACAUUUUAUAGAGAGACCACAUUUAUAUGUCCAGUAAAACAGCAAUGAAAAUAUACAUGUAAUUCAUAUACUGAAUCAACUUCUGGUAAUGCUUGAUUAUAGGAAUCCAUUUUAUCCUACAACCACUGUUUCUACUGACAGAAUAUGAUUACGAAUAAAGCAGUCAUAUCCGUAUAGUAGCAGGAUAUCACUUUUGACGUCACUCAUGUGACAUCGGUGAUGUCACAUGCAUAGCUACAUUACAAAAUUUCUCAUUUGACCUCUAGGUCAUCAUACAAUGUGGCUGAAAUAACAGAAAUAAUAGCUUUUCUCCUUAAAUUUUAUGAUUGCAGGAUAAAGGUAAUAACUGGUUACUAACAGAUAUCUGCUUUAUCCUGUUCAGACUAAAUGAGAGAUUCCGCUUUGUGGAGUCCUGCAGAAUUUCCCAUUCUUACCUUCACAGGAUAAAGCAGAUAUCCGACGUCAUUAACUAGUUUUUCUCUCUCUCUCUCUCUCUCUCUCUCUCUCUCUCUCUCUCUCUCUCUCUCUCUCUCUCUCUCUCUCUCUCUCUCUCUCUCUCUCUCUCUCUCUCUAUAUAUAUAUAUAUAUAUAUAUAUAUAAGAUAUACUGGUUGACAUACUUGUUAAGCGUUGUCAGGAGAUAGAUAUAUAGAUAUAUAUAUAUAUGUGAGACAGAAAAAGUACACCCAAGGUGGUGGAAAUUUUGACUUGAAACGAGGCUUGUUGAAUCCCAGGGUCAGAACUUACACCACCAAGGGUAAAUUAUUAUUUUACACAAACAAAGAUAGCUGAGAAAGUUGGGGUUUUUUAUUUGACUACAUUAUUAUAUUUCAUGUCUUUCAUAUCUUAAAUAUUUAUGAAGUUAACGUUUGUAAUACAGGUUUUAAUCCCAAAAUAUCAAUAGUUAGCUCCCCUUGUUAAGCGUUGUCAGGAGAUAGAUCAUGGAAGGUAGAAAUAUCGUUCAUAGGAUAGCUCUGUUCUCUAUACUUUAGGAUGAGAAAAGAAAGCAAUCUGUCAUAGAAUUGCCAUAGAUGUUUAACAGGUGAAAUUACAGUGGUGCAAAAUGUGAAUUGUGUGAAGGAUUGAGGAUGUGAAAACCAUUGUCAGUCUUGUAUAAGUUUUCACUUUGUGUUGCAAGCUGUGAUUAACAUCUCUGAUGCUCUGCUGUCUUCCACCAAGCAACAACUGAGUUGAAAUGACAUUUACAUGGCUCACAUAGGUCUAUGAAGUUGGGUGACAUACCUUUAGAGUUUUGUGAUCAACAUUUCCAUUUCUAGCUUGUUUUAGGUUCUUGUCAAUGCAGAAUAGCACACAUCUCAGUAAAUUAUUCACAAUUGACUUAUUAUUCAACCUUUUGCUUCUUCUUUUUAAGCAUGAAUUCAGUUUAAUUUUAUGAAAGUGAAUGCCAUGUAGAUCACAACAUUUCAGUUGAAUUUUCACAAAUCUUAGACACAUUUGGUUUGUCUGUGUUGGUGUUCCAUUUUCUACACACAGUUCUGUGUAUAUUGGCAAAUAACAUUUUACCUGGUAGCUUAGAUUUAAUAUUAGUUUGAGUUACAUCUUCUGUAGUAGAGUGUUGGUGGUAUUUAACUAAACACUUAAGUGACUGUUCUGGUUUCAGGGUGAGAUAUACAAUGUAGUUCAGUAUGUUCACCUGAAGGGCAGUGGGUGGUAGGAUCAAUCCCUCUCUGUGAAUCAAAGGCUUUCCCCCAUGUCAACCAGUAUAUCAACGGCUAAUCACAUACUCAUAGGCAGGAAAGCACAUACCAGUCACAAAGCAAUGGAGGGCAUUCAAGAGCAGUGACGAAAUUUCUGAUAUUAAAUGUGUAUUUUCAAAAAAUUAACAAAAUAUUUAAGCAAUAUUUAAUGUUGCUCAAACAGUUUGAAUAUUAUGUUUAAAAACCUAACAUAAUUUAAGGAGACUUAUAAAACCUAAAAUGUGCAAUGUGUAUAUCAAAGUAGGUCUAUGUCUAUUGUAUCUUGUUUUUUGCAAAUAAAAAGUGUUGGGUGGUUUGUUCUUAAAAUGAAGAGUCCAUGUUUGGGUCACACCGUCAGUGUGUGUGCGUUGUACGUGUUGAAGCGAAAUACUAGUCGACUAAUGAAGAUGAUUACACGCUGCUGGGGAAAGACCAGGCAUAUUUCUGAAAGUAGAAAUAAAAGACGAUGCAGGUUCUUUAUAAUCACAGGUAUUUGAUAUUUGGGAGCAGUGUGGUUUUUAUUACACAUGUAGCAAUACGUGUGUGCCACUUAUGGGUCACGAUAUCAUACGGAAUGCAUGGGUCACGAUACAAUAUUUAUUGUGAUAAUAAACUGGAGUUUUAGCAUACAUUUGUGAGAUUGCCAUGCAUUUUUUUUAUUGUACGUGGUAAUAACUCGUUUGACCAAUUUAAAGACAUACAAUUGGCUCAUAGGUGAUUACCCGGUUGUGACCACCAUACCAUCCAAUGAUUGAAAUUGAUAGCUGUGUGACAUAUAAAUUAUUCUGAAAUUGAUUGCUUUUUGAGGGUUAAAUUAACUACAAGCAUGAGCCCAAAAUAAAUUUGAAACACAUUUAAAAAGGUAUCCAGCUCGCUUUAGCUCAUUGGGUACGCUUUGAAAUAACCUGUGUAAUAAAUGGCAUCUUAACGACCACUCGUGUAUCUUUAUUUAUACAAUAUUUAUAGAUACAAAUAAUUAUAUCUUAUAUGUUGGAGAAUUCCUGCAGUUGAAUAUGGGAAUUAUAAUUUUAUUGAUCAGGCAUGUCCCCAAGUUGGUAAAAAAAAAACAUUGUCAUCUUUUUAAGCCAAAUUGAUUAAAACAUGUAUGUAUCGUAUAUAUGGCAAUACAGCUACUCUGAACCUGCUUUGUGACAUGGUCCGUGUUUCAUGAUACGAUACUGUAUCAUCAUAUCAUUACACUUCUGUGUUUCAUGAUACGAUACUGUAUCAUCAUAUCAUUACACUUCUGGCUUUAUUCAAAUAUCUGUACACAAUCUUAAUGUACAUUAUUCUUAGUGUAAUGUUUUCAGCCCUGACCAGUUGGACAGAAUUAUGAUUGUUGCAGGUUUAUAACAAUAUUAAAAUUACAAAUAGUGAUGAGCAGAAAAACCAAAACUUGAUAAGUUCACUAAAGGAAUGUUUUGUUUAAUCGGUGACAGUGAUUUAUUACAUAAGUAAUCUCUUGCUGCUUAAAGGCUUUGGGGUUUUAUUUAGCAGCUAUUAAAUUGGUUUAUAUGCUCAUUACAGUUAUAGGACAGCACCGAUCGAUCCCCAGCUUUGAUACACCAAGCAUGGAAUAUUGAUCAGACUGAGGCAACCUGAAUAGUUUCACAUGGGAAUGGAUCUCACAACCACUGGACCAUGAUAGAUUUGACUGAAAUUGGAAGUUUAUUGUUUAUUUAAUUAUAUGAUUAUAAAUACUGAAUUCUAAAUUGCAUACAACCGUGUUCAUACAUGAAAUAGUUUUUUUAAAAAACAACUCCAAAACACACACACAAAAUCCGCAAACCUCAAAGCAUUGUUAUUGAAUAUAAGAAAACAUGUAUUAUAUGCAAAUUAAAUGUUAUAUUCUUUGCCUUAUUAUUUUUCUUUCUUUCUUUUUUUCAUUUUCUUUGCUACUGCGUUUUGUUUUUUUUACUAUGGAAUUUAUAGUUUAGGAACUUAUGGACUGUUUCACUCCCAAUGCCAAAUAUAUAGCCAGAAUAUAUAGGUAUUAUAGAAAAUGUCUUCCAACUAUUAAAAACUAAACCAUUUAUCAUGUUUUCUUCAUCAUAGUAAGUUUUCAAAUAGACAUUUUAAUAGUGAAGUCGUCUUUAUCGGAACUAAAUACAUGUACUACUUUUGUACUUACUAGAUACAAGUAUUUUUAUGAAGAGAAAUGUAUGUUGUAUUUAUUAUUCAAGUGUCGUACUAUUCAUUAUUUAUACUUUUUAAAACUUUUAAUAGCAAAAUUUCUUUAAAAUGAAAUCUUACACUAAUUUAAUUGUAAAAGAAAAUUCACUGCAUAUAUUAUUUUAAUGAAUAAAUGAACAAGUCUUCAAAAAUUAGAUAUUACAUAUUCAAAUUUAUUCUGAAAGAAAAUUCUGUAUUUAUUUUUAUGAAUAAAUUAACUGGAAAUGAAUUAGGAUUUUAACAGAAAAAUCAACCUUUAGCAAAACAAAAUACUGUUUAUUAUGAACUGUUAAAGGCAUUUAUUCCCUCUUACAAUGCUGUAGCAUUUAUUUUACUACUAGCAUUUAAAAUCUGAAUUAUUCAGGCUUUGUUUAGGGUUUCUCUACUCUUAUUACAAUCAUUGCUCAUUUCAAGUGUUUCUGCUCGCCAGUAAUUUGUGAUAACAAUUUGUUUACAAAUGUUUUAUGUGGUAAUUCUGCGCAGGUCUGACGUUGAGAAAUAUGAUCCUUUAAUAACAAAGCAAAUACACAUGAACAAUAAACAAGUGUUUCAUAAUCCAAUUAUUGUAUCUAAACAAUUUACAAAAUGUAUGAUGUAGAUUAUUUCAGUUAUUUUGUGGUUGAAGAUACCAUGUUAUUGUUAUUAAAACGUAGCUAUUCUAGCAAGAAACGAAACCCUUUUAAGGUUUGAACUUUAGAUAUAGAUAGGUUUUACAUAAAAUGGAAUAUUUGUUGUAUAUUAUUACACUGGGUAUAUGUCACCACACGAACAAAGUAAUGCUAAAUAAUAUCAACUUGUUAAAACCAAAAGGAUAUGAAUUCUUCACCUACAAAUUCCUAACAAAAAACAUUUAUGAAGUUUUCGUAUGUCCGCACAACUACAAACUAAUUUAUAUUCAGUGUUUAUUCUUUUUUUUCAAUUCUUUUCUUUUUUAUUCUUUUUUUUUGAAAACUGGUAUAUCUUAAACAAAAAUAAAUUGUUCCUUUGACCUCUCCUAAUUUAAUAUGGUGGUAAAUUAUUACUAUUUAAUUUUUUUUAAUUGACUCAGUUUUAUACAAACUGGCAGUGUUUAUUUCAUUUUGACAACUUAAAUUACUGACUUUUUUUCAAUCUACAGUGUAAAUUAAUUCACAGUAAAUUAUCUUUGACAUAAUUGUGAAUAUUGUUGUUUUUGUUUGUACAGAUUGAUUGUAUGAGCGUCUGACUGCAUGAACACCAGCAUGUUUGUGUGUUAGUACGGAUAUAUACAGUUAGACGAGUGCGUUUGUUAUCCUCAUUGUGUGUGCGUUUUAGUCCGAUCUAUUACUUAUAACGUUAGAGAGUGUUUCUUAUUCUUGUCCACUGUUUUAUGUUGUUUGGAAGAGUACAUGUUUUAACAAAUGUUCCUGUUGUUUAAGUUGUACAUAGUAUAUGUAAAGACUGUCGAGUGCGAAGGAGUGGAGAUCUGAUUGCAAGUGAUGUGUGUCACAAGAUACUUGUCCAUUUUUGUAAGUAAAUCUCAUAAACCCUUUUUAAUAAAAAUGCUUCAACAUAAAAAAAA